This is a messenger RNA of Trichogramma pretiosum, 923 nucleotides long. RefSeq lists its product as uncharacterized. The record is from RefSeq and is a predicted model, not a curated record. The transcript is spliced from 5 exons. NCBI's taxonomy places the organism in Eukaryota, Metazoa, Arthropoda, Insecta, Hymenoptera, Trichogrammatidae. Bases 162 to 908 code for a protein of 248 amino acids.
AUUUAUACGCUCACCGCUCAUGCACUGAACAAUCAUCAAAUUAUUUCUUUCAACAAACGUGGCUCUUCUAGUCCAUUAAACUUGUGGCGCGGGGUCGAUAAGCAAACAAUUAUAAACUUUGCGUACGAUGCGUAUAAGUAAGCGACAAGUGUCAAUGUACUAUGCAGUUGGAAAGUAGCAAUCUAGUCAUUCACUUGUUCUCUGUAAACCGAAAAAAAAAUUUUAUACAACCAAAAAUGUUCAGUGUUAUUAAAUUAAUCUGCGUUGCGGCGUUGGUCGCGAGUGCUCAAGCUGUUUCCGGAAACUACGAUGGUGUUCUGGAUGAGUUGAAGCAACGGGUCGAGCUGAAAAAUGAUGCUGCGGUCGACGCUUACAUAAAACACCAGGUCGACUUGAUGGCGAAUGAUGGCAACCUCAAGUUUCCUGGAGAAUACGAGAUGCGCAUGCCGUACAUUUUCGACAGUACUUUGUACAUUAAUAUGCACAAAGUCGUUGCCUCCGACGUAAGACAUAUGCGCAGAUCUGGUCCCUCGAGCGCCCGAUUCGGGGCUGAUUCAAUCACGGUCAGGUAUCCAGUAGUUCUCCCCAAUAUCAGAAUCAAAUUUGGAUUGGCUAAGUUCAAAGUCUUGGGAGUACCGACGAGCGUGAACACAGCCUACAUCGACGUGAGGAAGAUGAGCGUAAUGGUCGAGUCAACCGCGAGAAUUACCAAGAACGAGUGCGACAUCAGCUUCACCUUCGAUCCAAUCAGAGUAUCGAACGUGAAGAUCGGUGGCACCGUCCUGGCGACGUUCGCCGGAAUCGACGAGCCGGUUUUCAAACGAACGCCGGCCUUGAUCAAUGAGGCACUCACUCGCAAGUACAAGGAAUACGGCGACUAUCUCUGCCAAUCUCUGAAGAAAAAUUAGAGAUCGACGCUGGCA